AUGUGUCCCAGUGUGCCAGCAGUGAUAUUGCAUGUCACUAUUCCAUAUCUCACCAUCAGCCGGCCACAACCUCGCCACCGCCGCCUCACAAAAACAGGCUUUUGUGCCAGCAGUGAUAUUGCAUGUCACUAUUCCAUAUCUCACCAUCAGCCGGCCACAACCUCGCCACCGCCGCCUCACAAAAACGCAUCGUCAGUGGCAACAACUUCACAAGACAUUUACCGAACAUCGCCGAGAAAACACCUGGCAUCCGUGGAGAAUAUCCGCUACUGGUUCGACAAGAAUCCAACUCUCACAGAUAUGCCGAAGGUUCAAAUUGACACCGACAUCCGCCAGCUCUUUGCAAUUGGAAAGUUGGAUGAUUUUGAAAAGAUGCGAAAAGAAAAUGAUUUAAGUCUGUCAACACUUCGUGGGAUGGAGGCACGAGUGAAAGAAAGAAUUAGACGACUGAGGAUGAUGUCAACGUCAGAGCUAAUAAAGAGUGUUGAGUACAGCACACUCAAGGAGCUGGCUAUGAGUGUAGAGAAUCUCGGAAUCUGUCUCGAUGAAGAAAACCGUCUCCUGGCUGCGUUCUGGAUGUCCGAGUUGCCACCUAUAAAUGCUCGUGGUGAAUUCUAUGAUUCCAAGCUGGCUGCCGAGAACGACAGCCUAAAGGGUGAGCUGGUGCGACUCAAGUCGAAGUACGACUUUGCGAACCGAAUGAUUCAGAGCACGGAAGAACGACUGCACGCGACAAACAAACGGAGAGAGAACAUGGAGCAUGCUGUCUUUAAACAACUGAAUAAGACGGCCAAGGUGUUGUCGCGGGCCAACGCCAACAUGCUGCGCAAUGUGGAGGACGCCGGCACCGACACGAAGAGAUGAUAGCGCAGCAAGCGGAGCCGUGAACUGUGAUGACGCACACAGGCUCAUGUCACAGCCAGGGACAGAGGCUGAGUGAAGACGUCAAUCAGUUCACGAGUUACGAGUAGUGUGUGUCCUGUGUUUAAAUGUGUAAAUAAUCAUGUUUAUCAGUAGUGUCGAGUGUGAGGCAUGAUCAGUGUGUACAAGUCAUGUCGAGUCUGUACGAGUCAUGUCGAGUGUGUACAAGGCAUGAUCAGUGUGUACGAGUCAUGUCGAGUGUGUACAAGUCAUGUCGAGUGUACGAAAAAAUUAUAGCUGUGUGGACAGUGGGGAGGCCAGAGUCUCGGAGUAUAUUUGGUGUACAUAUUUCCUAGAUAUACUUUGUAUUAUAGGAUAAAAUGCUGCAUUUUGAGAAGAAUCAAAACCCUGUUUUAUUGUAAUAUGUCAAAUGCUUCCAUUCAGUAUCAGAUGUGUAUCUUUUGAACAAAUAUUUUGUAGGAUUUUGGGCAUCAUAUGACUUGUUGGUAUUAUGUGAAUAGUAAUUAUACCCCAGAUCUCCCCUAGAAUAAAAUUUAGUUAUUUACAUAAAAAUGUCUGUAAUGCUAAAAAAAAACCCCACAAAAACCCAUAUGAUCUAUAGAAAUAUAAAAUAUUUGUGAUUACAAACUAGAACAGAAACAGUUGGGAGCCGCGUUCCACGAAGCAAUCUUAGUGCUGAGAUCACCUUAAGUGCAUAAGGUAGCUAUGACUUAAGUUGAUCUUAGUGUUAAGAUCAGUUCAUGAAACAGGGCCAAGAACCAUGAAAAAGGAAAAUUGAAAUGAACUUAAUACACAUGAAGUUCAAUCACAAAAUACGCACCUCGCCUGCGAGUCGGUCACAACUUGUGAUAUUUGUCUUCCGAUGAACAUUGGUGUUACUUCUCCGAGAUGGAGUUUUCAAGUGAAGCAGGAGAUGCUGGUGCUGACUCAAGUUGGUGGUGAUGUCCUCGUGAACUCAGUGUUGUCAGUCUUUCAGAAUGAGGCUGUCUUCCUCUUUCCCACACAUCGGCCGUCGUGGUCAGUCUUCCAGAGUUGAACACACAACGUAAUAAUAGGACAUCUAUUAUUAAAACUAAAUAUGUUUAUCGCUGUAAUGCUCUUCCAUUUAGAAUCUGUUGUGCAAGUGACAUCACAUUAUUGCUGUAUGUGAUGUCUGGUGAUGUCCGAUUGCUGUAUGUGAUGCCUGGUGGUCUUGUUUUAAAGAUCAUUAAAUGAUUGCUGUAUGUGAUGUUUUAAAGAUCUCCAUUGUGUAGUCGAUGAGCUUGCAAUGUGUUUUAGGUAAACACUUCAGUUUUAACAGGUCAUUAAAUAUACAUUUAAAUGUUUGUUCUUUUAAAACUAUAUACCAAUAGGAUGGAGGAUACAACCUUUUACCUACACACAUUCCACGUUUAUUACAUUAUUAUUAAACCAAAUUUCUCCACGUCCUUGCCUCUAGGUCUGUAUGCCUGGAGCUUGUGUGAGGACACAAGUUAGGGGUUACAUCAAAAGUUAGGUGAUAGGGAGAGCUAGGGCCCUUUUGAUUUGAGAUUAGUCAUAGCCCCACUUCUUGCCCUUAAUCACGUGGUUUCACAUAGGCUUAUAUGUAGGUGAUACUAUUCAUCAGUCUCCAAUUCCUAAAACUUACCUUUAUGCUGGGAGGAGGGGGGGGGGGGAUUUGAGAACUGAGAAUGAGGUGGACCUUCCCUUCUCCUCAUUUCCAACAUACAUAAAUGUUCAGUUUACAACCUAUAUUAUAUUGUCAAUAUUUUAAUUUGUUAUGUAAUCAUAUGUAUAAACUUUUUUUAAAAACCUCUUUGAUAAACUCUUUAAAUUUCUUGUAAAUAAAUUUUAUGUAGUAUUUUUAACUCAUCAUUUGUAUAAACAUUUUUAAUCUUUUGCAUUAACAUUGGGGUUGUUUGUUUUUUUGUGUUUUUUUUUUUGGGGGGGGGGGGGUUCACUCUCCCAUUCCCUUUCAUUCUGAGUAGUUGCUGGCCCUGAUCAAAAAUUGUGCAGUGAGCAUACAUACAUACAUGCAUACAUACAUACAUACAUGCAUGCAUACAUACAUACAUCCAUGCAUGCAUACAUACAUACAUGCAUACAGCAGUCCAUAGUAACAUACCAGACAUCACACUCACAGGCCAACAUUACAGUGAGUACAAUCGAGUAGUGAAGAGCAAACAUAUAUCGUUCAUUUGUUUAUUUCUAACAGUUUCUUACUACCAACUGGGCUGUUUGUAUGCUUUGUUAACCGGAGCUUUAUAGCUUAUAAUUAUUAUAGUUAUACUUAGCGGGAAACAUUUGGACUUUGUUGAUAUAAACACAACUCUACUAUUGUUACUGUUUAUUUUAAACUAAUUAAGCUGAUGAUAAAACAUUGUGUGGACACUGAUACCAGACUACGGUGGUUCUUCAGACUUUGUCUGUGUGGUUGAGGUGGCCCAGUGUCGUGUUUGGUAUUGGUAUUCUCUGUUGGGUUGUAACAAACCAGACACAUGCUGCUUUCAUUGAAUACCUGUAAAUGUCCUCUCUUCAUUAUCAUAAACAGAAUGUUUUACAUCAAGACAUUUUCUUGUUUGUUGUUGUUAUGUUAUAAGAAUUGGGGACCAAAUAUUUACAUUAAAUAUAAAUGUGAAUUAUUUUAUGUGUACUGUUACUGUGUUUGCAUUAAUAAGUCUACUCGCUAUAGAUUAUGUAAACCUGUGGAUUAUGAUUAUUAUAGUUAAUGAAAAAUGUACUGUAGUGCAUGUGCAAACUUUGCUGUUAAUAAAGUGUAGUUUUGUGUUCAGUGACAUUUGCUUGCUUGUUUAUUAGUCUCCUACUGGUCUGUCUGUCCAUCUGUGCCAUAAUCAGUUUUCUGGAGGUCUCAAGAUACUCAGCUGAAAUUUUGUGUAUAGCUUUAUUAUGUACUGUUACACAUCAAGUUUCACUAAUUUUUGACAGAUAUGGCCCUUGAACUUAAGAACUAGAACAAAUAUUUUUCCGACUUAUUUUUCAUAAUGCCUCAAGAUGUGCAGCUGAAAUUUUUUUUGUAUAUUUAUAAUUUAUAAUAUACUGUUACAGAUCAAGUUUGACUUUCAUAGCAAUUUACACAUUUUUGACAGUUAUGGCCUUGAACUAAGGAGAUAAAAAAAAUAAGUUGGGCCCGGUAGGGGACAUGUAUUGCUUUAGCAGUCCUCUCCGAAUGCUUGUUAUUUUCACUGUUAGUGUAAAUACCAGUAAUUCUAGUGUUUGGUGUUGUGGGGUGCAAAUGUGUUUAAGUGUAGAAACAGAUUAUUGUUUUGUGUAAAUAUAGACAAUCUAAUCCUCAGUACAACUUGUAAGCUGUCCUGUUAACACUGCUGUCUUGUAGUGCUUGCUUGUUGUAAACAACCUGCAACCAGGUUUAAAAAUGAUGUACAAACUGGUGCCAAAGCAGUAUAUUUUAGUUUGGAAGCUAUACAAAUAUUGUUUCCCAAUAAAUUGAUGAAGCAACAUAUCACUAACCGACUUGGUAAUAUGGAAAUUAAGAAUUCAUGGUUGAGGUUAGAUAUUUUGUGUUAACGUUUUAGAAGCUAAUAAUGCUGCAUACUAAUAAUGUGGAUGUUUGUAUUUAUUGAAGACAUUAAAUUUGUCAUAGAUUAACUUGCAGAAUGGCAAAUUUAACCUAAGUGUUGUCUAUUGGCUUAAACAUUAUUUUAUAUGAAUUUCUGUUAUAUUUGACACAAAUAUAAUUAUAGAUGCCCUCCAGUAUUUAUUUAAUUUGACCAAAUAAAAAAAAGACAACACAAUAACAUGUAAAUGCUGGAUACAAUGUCAUGCUUGGAAUAAACAAUGGUCUCAACUCCAUAUAAUCAAAUAUGUUGUUUGUUUCUGCACGUCAUGAAAGCAUAAUCUUUACAUAUGUAUAAGAUCUUUCCCUAGAUUAUACCUACAUUAACUACAGUAUCCAUGCAGUGAACUCUGGCAGAACUAGAUCACAAAAUGACCCAGAUAAAAUGUGCUCAUUUAAAACACGAUUAUUUGGUAAAUAAACAUUUAGUUAUGUACUAAGUGAAAUAAUUUCCAUUUGUCACUUGCUAAAAGCUUAUAACAACACAUUAUUUUAUCCGAGUCAAAUUGAUACCAAAUGUAUACAUAUGAACAUGUGCAUAGUGAGAAAUUUAUGAAAAGAAUUUCAGUUGUUACAUUUUAUUGUUCUUGGCACAUUCAUAAUCCUGACUAUUAACUUGAAAUUUUUUUCAAUGAUCACAAUGCACAGAGGUUGUUAAUUUCACAAACCCCCCCAAAAUAUCGAUGUUGGUCACAUCAAUACUAAUUACAAGUUCUGCUUCACAUUACGUUAUGGUUUACAUCUCUAUCUUUAUAACACAUUUUAAAAUAUAUUGAUCUGCUUAUUUAUCUUUUUUUCAGCAGUACAUGGGACUAUUAAAACAUUUCUUGGUUUUAUGCAACAUCUUGUAAUGCAUUUCAUUAUUAUUAAACACAUACCUGAAAUAAAGAAUUAUCAUUUUU
Messenger RNA from Gigantopelta aegis, 5358 nucleotides. RefSeq lists its product as uncharacterized. Lineage: Eukaryota; Metazoa; Mollusca; Gastropoda; Neomphalida; Peltospiridae. The coding region runs from base 1 to 864 and encodes 287 amino acids. The transcript is spliced from 7 exons. The record is from RefSeq and is a predicted model, not a curated record.